Messenger RNA from Rasamsonia emersonii CBS 393.64, 996 nucleotides. RefSeq lists its product as uncharacterized. Gene Ontology annotation, biological process: regulation of transcription by RNA polymerase II. Gene Ontology annotation, molecular function: DNA-binding transcription activator activity, RNA polymerase II-specific; zinc ion binding. The coding region runs from base 1 to 996 and encodes 331 amino acids. The record is from RefSeq and is a predicted model, not a curated record. NCBI's taxonomy places the organism in Eukaryota, Fungi, Ascomycota, Eurotiomycetes, Eurotiales, Trichocomaceae. The transcript is spliced from 2 exons.
AUGUCGCCUCCACUGCAGGAGUUCUCCAGCGUCUUUCUUCUGGCCGGUGACAGGCUGCUGGAGCAGGUCCCGGACCAAAAUUUAGAAUCAAGGCGUAAGAGGCCUCAUCGCAAGUCGCGCAAUGGGUACCUCCCUUGUAAGAGGAGAAGAGUCAAAUGCGAUGAAAGAUUUCCGUCUUGCUCGCGCUGCGUCAAGAGAGGCGAAAAAUGCUGGCGUCCGGCUCGCUGUCAGAGCGUCUCACCAACUCCUUCGACGUCAUCGUCAUCAUCUGUACCAGCUUCCAUGACACCGCAGAUUCUGGGAAGCGUUUCCACAAAAGUGAAUCUAUUACACAUGAAACUUUUCCACCAUUUCGAAUCAUUUACCUAUCAAACUCUUUCCUUUACUCGCCAAAUAUGGAACGAAGCCCUGAAGUUCUCUUUUGAAUACGAAUUCCUCAUGCACGCCAUACUGUGUAUCUCGGCCCGACAUCUAGCUUAUCUUUCCCCCAUGGAAGCGAGCUACACGACUAUCGCAAGGACCCAUCUCUCAGAGGCUCUGCGUCUGUUUCGGGAAGCAUUGUCCCAGCCGCUUACCGACGCAAACCUCGACGCGAUCCUCUGCACUUCUGCUUUAUUACACUAUGAGGCUUGGGCCAGUACAGAUUUUCUCUCAGCAGAAAAUCCCGACGUUGCGGCCGGCUAUGACGCCUCGAAGGACCAACUCUUCGCCUUGAGAGCCGGCAUGGUGCACAUCUUUAUAUCUGCCAUGUCACUUAUACCUCACAAAACUUCCAUCUUCCUGGCACAGAUGACCUAUAGGCCUACUUCUCCGAUUCAGGACGCGAUCUUUGCUCUCCGCCGAGAUCCGUCGCCUUAUGAAGCUUUUCUAAAUGAGUGCUAUGAUAAUCCGGAGCGGCUGAAGCAGAGAGCUACCGCCACUGCCCGACACGCCGAAGCUCUCUCAUCGCUAUAUUGCUCUGAAUUACGUGGCACCCAAAUAUCACACUACGGAUGA